Cuscuta epithymum is the source of this 1303-nucleotide messenger RNA. Lineage: Eukaryota; Viridiplantae; Streptophyta; Magnoliopsida; Solanales; Convolvulaceae. The record is from the annotation of a GenBank genome assembly.
CGGACUUGGGCCCACUUCCGUGGGCCGGUUACGGGCUGUUUAAUUAAUAUUUAUUAUUCAUUUUAUUUUGUUUCCUAAUUUAAUUUGUUUCCUAGUAGGAUUUAUUUAGGACUUCUAUUCUUACUAGAAUUAGAGGUUUCCUAUUUCUAUUUAGUUUCCUAGAAUGAUUUAAUUAGGAGUUCUAUUAGAACUAGAGGUUUCCUAUUCUAUUUAGUUUCCUAGAAUAAUUUAAUUAGGAUUCCUAUUCUUAUUAGACCUAGAGGGUUAUUUAUACCCCUUGUAUGCUUCAUUCUUGAUCAUCUGGGAAUAAAAGUUUGGUUUAGCCUUUUGGCUUUGGGCAACGAUAUUUAUUUAUCGUUGAUUAUCUGGGCAACGGUUCACCCCGUUGAUUUUACUUUUCUGUUCUUAUCAAUUGGUCCGACCUGCCGGAUCCCCGUCCCGCCAAGAUGACAAGAACUCAGAACGAACGUCUGGCGGAAUUGGAGGCUGAACAGGCCCUGGUAAAUCAAAAGCUCGAUUCACAAGGAGAGAAACUGGAUGUACUGGCUCGGAAACAAGAGGAGCAGGCCGCCCGGCUUGCGGAAAUCGCAGAAUCCCUGGCAGCAAUCGCAAAGGCCAUGGUACCGCCAGCGAAGUCUCCAAGCACGACCAUCGAGAGCGGCUCCUCCGCCCACAUCGCGACUGCUUUCACCGACGAGGGCGGACCGCGCAGCGCAUCCACGACACUGCUUCCCUCAUUCGACGGUGAAGACCCAAUUGGGUGGCUGGCAAGAGUGGAGCAGCAAUUCGAGCUCAACAGGACCCCACCGGAUAGACAAAUUGCAGCGGCUAGGGUUUCUAUGGAAGGGGCAGCCCUCUAUUGGGUGACAUGGUUAAAGGCGCGCAAACCUGGCAUAUCCUGGGAGGAAUUUAAGCAAGCCUUGGUGGCUAGAUUUGAUUCCUGAUAUCAAGGAAACAGAUUUGAGCGGCUAGCUGGCGUUAAACAAAUUGGGCAAGUGGAAGAUUACAAUACUUUGUUUGUACAACUCGCCAGUCAAGUACCCGGAUUAACUGACGAUCAUUACUUGGGCUAUUACAUGAGUGGGCUUAAGGAGAUAAUCCGAAGCUCGCUGCGAUUACUUCGACCAAACAACCUGGAGAUGGCUAUGGAAUUAGCUCGCGAAGUGGAGUAUAAUCUGUCCGUCCAAAGUGGAGAAAGUGGCAGCCUGAAUUAUCAUUCUUCGGGGAUACGUUCCAGCAGUUUUGUAAGGGCAAACACGGGUCCCCCGUUGACUGCCACCGGUAGCAGCUUACAGGGCUCAGG